Messenger RNA from Coffea eugenioides, 737 nucleotides. RefSeq names its product 6,7-dimethyl-8-ribityllumazine synthase, chloroplastic-like. Bases 1 to 657 code for a protein of 218 amino acids. The record is from RefSeq and is a predicted model, not a curated record. Gene Ontology annotation, biological process: riboflavin biosynthetic process. Gene Ontology annotation, cellular component: riboflavin synthase complex; intracellular anatomical structure. The transcript is spliced from 8 exons. NCBI's taxonomy places the organism in Eukaryota, Viridiplantae, Streptophyta, Magnoliopsida, Gentianales, Rubiaceae. Gene Ontology annotation, molecular function: 6,7-dimethyl-8-ribityllumazine synthase activity.
AUGGCGGCGUUGAUCUGCGCGUCGCGACUAGUGGAGGUGGAGUGGUGCGCGAGGAAGUGGGCUGGACGAGAGGUGGCGGCGAUGGAAGCUGGUCAGCGACGUGCGGCAAUGGAUGAGAAAGGGAGAACUGGUGGUGGCGGGCGCGAGAGGAGAUGGAGGAAGAGUGGUGGUGGCAUCUCUGUUCGACAGUUGACUGGGUCACUCACAACUACUGAGGGUCUCCGUUUUGGCAUUGUGGCGGCUCGCUUCAAUGAAAUUGUCACAAAGCCAUUGUUGGAGGGACCUUUGGACACUUUCAAAAAGUACUCGGUGAAAGAAGAAGAUAUCGAUGUUGUGUGGGUUCCGGGUAGUUUUGAAAUUGGUCUGGUCGUAGAGAAACUUGGGAAGUCAAGAAAGUACCAAGCCAUCUUAUGUAUUGGAGCUGUGAUUAGAGGCGAUACUUCCUAUUAUGAUGCUGUGGCUAAUUCAGCUGCAUCCGGAGUACUGUCUGCAGGCCUUAAUUCUGGUUAUGUUCCAUGCAUAUUUGGUGUUUUGACCUGUGAUGACAUGGAGCAGGCUCUCAAUCGAGCUGGUGGCAAGUCCAGAAAUAAAGGUGCUGAAGCAGCGCUGACAGCUAUUGAAAUGGCUUCUUUGUUUGAACACCAUCUGAAAUUUUAGGAAGCAGGCGCUGUCGACCAACAUUAGAGCUUUGUACUGUUGUAAUUCCUCUCUUCUGAACUCUUCUCAGCAGGCAGAAU